Durusdinium trenchii is the source of this 351-nucleotide messenger RNA. The record is from the annotation of a GenBank genome assembly. Lineage: Eukaryota; Dinophyceae; Suessiales; Symbiodiniaceae.
AUGGGCAUGGUGUCUGUGCACCAGCUCUUCAGCGACGAGCUGCCAGAUGAGGACUUGGCCCUGGGUUCCGUGCUGGAAACGAGGCGGCGGCAGCUGCAAAGACGGCAGCGUCGAUCCUUGCUUGCCAGCUUUCCGCAGCAUGGGAACUUGGAGAAGCAAUUGCAAGAUAUCCUGCACUGUUCAGCAAGAAUUUGUACAAACAUCCUACUGCUCCGUCACGCAGAAGGCCACAGUGGAGCAGGCGUCUUGCGAGAGGGCAAAAGCCUCUCAGAGGCUGAGGGCGGCCUUGUUGCGGAGGGGCGUGGUCUCUCCGCGGUGGCUGGGCAUCCCAGGAAGCCAGGAAGUCGGUGA